AUGCGUAAGUCGCAGGCUCUGCUAAUGGGCGGCGGCGUCGGCGGCGGAGACCAUCGCCUGGGUCUGGACGAUGCUGCAUCCGAAAGCUAUUCGUCGAGCUCGUCGUUCAGCAAUUCCUACAGCGAUGGCAGCGAUCUGGCCAACUGGGAGGAGUUCGUGGCCCCCGAUGGCACGCUCUUCUAUGCCGAAUACGUGCCGCACGCGAGGUCGAGCUCAUCGAACCCGCAAUCAGCGACAGCGGACCGACGUGUCGAGUUUAUGCGGCGCACUUCGUCGCUGCGCCUGGGAAAGAAGCCAACACGACGCCAACAGAACAGCCAGCAAUCACAGCACCAAACCAAGCACAAUGGCAAUCGUCAGAGUCAACAGGCGCCAGUCGAGUUGGUGGAAGAGUUUCGCUUUGCACACAUAAAGCCGUUGCAGACGGAGCAGAGCAAGCAACUGGAAUUGGUUAUAACCGCGGCGGAUCGCUUUCGCUUUGGACGACGCUCGACAGCCGUGGAGUCCAUACUGGGCUUUCGGGUGCUGCCCUUUGUCGAUCAGCCCGAAUGCCUGAUGGUCGAUGGGUUUGUGCAUCAAGAGCAGCCGCCCAUACGGAGGGGCGACUGGUUCAAGUCCCUCAAUGGCAUCGACAUACGGGCCAGCAAUGUGGACGAGCUGUUGCAGCAGUUUGUGGAGCCCACAAAGGUUUGUCUGGGCUUUCAGGGCGCCGAUCGCAAUGAUGGCAGCACCUUGCCCGGCGCCGCCUCUGGCAUCGAUGCGAAUGCCAAUAGCAAUCAGGUGCGUAAGCUGGAAAACUUUGCCCAGUUUGCCGAGCAAUUCGAGCAGCUGCUGCUGCAGUCGACCAGCACAACGGAGUUGGAGACACCCACGCCCUUUGCAAUGCUUAUUCUGCCGCCGGAAUGUUAUCAACAGGACCAGCACAAGGACUCGCUGUACUAUUAUCCGGAGAGUGCGGAUGGCGGACUCAGCAAUUUUCUAUACAAGGCGCGUGGCAGUUUUCUGACCAUCAACGCCGUACUCAGCGAUGAGCUGCAAACGAAGCCACGCUGGACGCGAUUGCUGGUGGAUAGCGUCGCCUACAAUGUCAACUAUCGAGCGCUGAAUGGCUUCCUGGUGCUGUUCGCCUUUACGGCCCGGGAUCAGACAGCAGCCGAAUGUGCUUUGCGCUCUGAUGAGCUGAUCGGCUAUAUGCGCUUUGCCUUCCCGGGGCUCUGCCUCGACAACUUUGCGAAUGCCAAUGAGACGACAAGUGGUCUGCGCGCUUUUCUGAAACACUUCUGCAAUAUCCAGAGGGUGCGUUUGCUCGCCCGUCCACGUGCUGGCGUUCAGUUCGAGGAGCUGUUGUGGGAGUCCAGGCUGCUGGCUUUGCCAAAGGAGGCGCAGCUGCGCAUUUUUGACGCCCUCAGCGAAAUGGAGGCCAUGGAUUAUCGCAACUGGAACGAUGAACCUUUGACCACGCAUCGUGAGUUCUUCAUCUAUGGCUGCGUUCUGUACUACGAUAGCUAUCUGUUGGCCUCUCAGCUGCCCGUCGAAGUGCGCGCCAAUGUGGAGAGGUUUCUGCGCUGCCGCGGCAUCUUCGACUUCAUUGGAGCCCAGAAUGUCAGGGAACUGUAUGUGUGGGAGGAGAUUGCGUUGGCCAAUGCCACUGGGCGCUACUUUCUGACCAUUUGCACGCGCAGUCAUCUGAUUUUGGCCGUCAUACUCAAGAUAUUCGAUGCGCCGGACAUGGCACCCAACGCCACAAUCCCACCAUCGCUUUUCUACAUUGAGGAGAUUCAGGAAACACUCGACCAUUUAAUCCAGUGUGGCAUUGAAUCGCUCGCAAUGUUCUGGUCCAUUUCCAAUAAAAGGCCUGAGGUCUUGGACAAAGUGGAAAGCACUGCUGACACGGGCGCGGACGAGAAAGAGAGCAAGCUGGAAACGUUUCUCAAGCAGAAACUCACAGUUUCGAGUCCCAGCAGCCAUGCGAGCGUCCUCAAUGACGACGAAGUCCAGCUGUGCUCUUCCUUGGGCGGCUCUUCCAUACACAGUCUCACUCCCAGCGAAGAUGAUUCAUCGCGUAAGCGCCUGACGCCCAACCAUGCGGAAGAUUCCGACAGCGGCUCCGACUGGGAGAACUUUGCCGAACAACAUCCCUUGCACUAUGGGCUGGAUGUGGAAAGCCAAAGUCAAAUGACCGAGUCCCUGUGGAAGGAGAUCAACAAUGUGGUGCCCGUAAAGAUCUCCGCCGGUUGGAAGAACGCUGUUUACUACUACGUGUACGUGGACACGGCAAAUGGAUCGCUCUUCUGUCCCCUCAAAGCCAAUUCUGAAUUAUUUCCAUUUGUCUGUGAGAUGCGCAAAGCCUGUCACAUUAUUCACGCUGUGCUGGAGCGCUCUAAGAAGUUUCGCCAGCCGGUGGAGGUCACAAAAGCCCCUCCUGUGGGUGGUGCUGGUCCCGGGGUCAGCAGCAGCAGCGGCACCAGUGUCAGCAACAAGGAUAUAUCUGUGGUUAAGGAGCACGGCAUCACCAUGGAGGUGAAAGGUACUGCGAAAGAACAGGGCGGUAAGCCCUAUAGCGUCAGAUUCGUGGUAAUUGGCAGACUUUUUAACUCGCCGGCCAAGGAGGUUUACGUUUGUCAUCGUCCUGAGGUGCCGCAAAACAUGGUCGAGAUGGCCUUCCGGCUAUCCUUCUUUCCAUUGGGUUAG
This is a messenger RNA of Scaptodrosophila lebanonensis, 2691 nucleotides long. RefSeq names its product protein inturned (gene in). The coding region runs from base 1 to 2691 and encodes 896 amino acids. The transcript has a single exon. NCBI's taxonomy places the organism in Eukaryota, Metazoa, Arthropoda, Insecta, Diptera, Drosophilidae. The record is from RefSeq and is a predicted model, not a curated record. Gene Ontology annotation, cellular component: cytoplasm; cilium. Gene Ontology annotation, biological process: nervous system development; vesicle-mediated transport; cilium assembly.